Messenger RNA from Chaetura pelagica (chimney swift), 2501 nucleotides. It is a transcript of the gene VIL1, whose product is annotated as villin 1. The coding region runs from base 21 to 2501 and encodes 826 amino acids. The transcript is spliced from 19 exons. Gene Ontology annotation, cellular component: cytoplasm; actin cytoskeleton; lamellipodium. Gene Ontology annotation, molecular function: phosphatidylinositol-4,5-bisphosphate binding; actin filament binding. Lineage: Eukaryota; Metazoa; Chordata; Aves; Apodiformes; Apodidae. The record is from RefSeq and is a predicted model, not a curated record. Gene Ontology annotation, biological process: regulation of lamellipodium morphogenesis; barbed-end actin filament capping; actin filament severing.
UGCCUGCAGUGCCUGUCACCAUGGUGGAGCUCAGUGCCAAAGUCACCAAGACGCUCAACAAGACCACGCCAGGGAUCCAGAUAUGGCGAAUCGAGAACAUGGAGAUGGUGCCAGUGCCCACCAAAAGCUAUGGCAGCUUCUACGAGGGGGAUUGCUACGUCCUGCUCUCGACACGCAAGACUGGGAAUGGCUUCAGCUACGACAUCCACUACUGGCUGGGCAAAGAGUCGAGCCAGGACGAGCAGGGGGCGGCUGCGAUCUACACCAUCCAGAUGGACGACCACCUGGGCACGGUGGCUGUGCAGCACCGCGAGGUCCAGGGCCACGAGAGCGAGACCUUCCGUGCCUACUUCAAGCAGGGACUCAUCUAUAAGAAGGGUGGAGUGGCCUCGGGCAUGAAGCAUGUGGAGACAAACACCUACAAUGUCCAGCGCCUGCUGCACGUGAAGGGCAAGAAGAACGUGGUGGCAGGAGAGGUGGAGAUGAGCUGGAAAAGCUUUAAUCGGGGUGAUGUGUUCCUGCUGGACCUGGGCCAGCUCAUCAUCCAGUGGAACGGCCCUGAGAGCAACCGGAACGAGAGGCUGAGGGCGAUGACCCUGGCCAAGGACAUCCGGGACCGGGAACGUGGGGGCCGUGCCAAGGUGGGUGUGGUGGAUGGUGAGAACGAGGGCGCCUCGCCAGGGCUCAUGCAGGUCCUCACACACGUGUUGGGUGAGAAGAGGGACAUCAAGCCGGCCAUCCCUGAUAACCAAGUGGACCAGCACCUUAAGUCUUCCCUCAAGCUCUACCAUGUCUCCAAUGCCAGCGGGAACCUGGUCAUACAGGAGGUGGCGAUUCGACCGCUGACUCAAGACAUGCUCUUGCAUGAGGACUGCUACAUCCUUGAUCAAGGAGGUCAGAAGAUCUUUGUGUGGAAGGGCAAGAACGCCAACAAGGAGGAGAAGCAGCAGGCGAUGAGCAGGGCGCUGGGCUUCAUCAAAGCCAAGAACUACCCAGCCAGCACUAGUGUGGAGACAGAGAACGAUGGGUCUGAGUCAAGCGUCUUCAGGCAGCUCUUUCAAAAAUGGACUGUCCCUAACCAGACCAGUGGAUUGGGCAAGACUCACACCGUGGGCAAAGUGGCCAAGGUGGAGCAAGUGAAGUUUGAUGCCACCACACUGUAUGCCAAGCCCCAGAUGGCUGCCCAACAGAAGAUGGUGGAUGAUGGAUCCGGGGAGGUGGAGGUCUGGCGCGUGGAGAAUAAUGAGCUGGUGCCCGUGGAGAAGAAGUGGCUGGGCCACUUCUAUGGUGGGGACUGCUACCUGGUGCUCUACACCUACACUGUGGGGUCCAAGGUGAACCGCAUCAUCUACCUCUGGCAGGGCCGCCAAGCCACCACAGAUGAGCUGGCUGCCUCUGCCUACCAAGCUGUCCACCUGGACCAGAAGUACAACAACGAGCCUGUGCAGGUCCGCGUCACCAUGGGCAAGGAGCCAGCCCACCUGAUGGCUAUCUUCAAGGGCAGGAUGGUGGUGUAUGCGGGUGGCACCUCACGGGCAGGCAACACGGAGCCCACCCCCUCCACCCGGCUCUUCCACGUGCACGGCACCAACGAGUACAACACCAAGGCCUUCGAGGUGCCCGUCCGUGCCUCCUCCCUCAACUCCAACGAUGUCUUUGUGCUGAAGACCCCCAGCUGCUGCUACCUCUGGUAUGGGAAGGGCUGCAGUGGGGACGAGCGUGAGAUGGGCAAGACGGUGGCCGACAUCAUCUCCAAGUCAGAGAAGAUAGUGAUUGCAGAGGGACAAGAGCCAUCUGAGUUCUGGGUGGCUCUGGGGGGCAAGUCCCAGUAUGCCAACAGCAAGAGGCUGCAGGAGGAGAACCCCUCUGUGACUCCCCGACUCUUUGAAUGCUCCAACAAGACAGGCACCUUCUUGGCCACAGAGAUUGUAGACUUCACCCAGGAUGACCUGGAGGAGAAUGAAGUUUACCUGCUAGACACCUGGGACCAGGUUUUCUUCUGGAUUGGGAAUGGUGCCAACGAGUCGGAGAAGGAGGCGGCAGCAGUGAUGGUGCAGGAGUACCUACGGAACCACCCCAGUGGGCGGGACCUUGACACCCCCAUCAUCGUGGUGAAGCAGGGCCACGAGCCACCCACCUUCACUGGCUGGUUCCUGGCCUGGGACCCUCUCAACUGGGCUGACAAGAAAUCCUACGAGGCACUGAGAGCUGAGCUGGGGGAUGAGAGCAGCCUUGGGCAGCUCACCUCGGCAUUCACAUCCAAGCAGGAAGUCUUCACUGCCACCACCUCCCUCGUCCCUGAAAAUCUGGAGACCUUCCCCCUGGAUGUGCUGGUGAACACUGCAGCUGACGACCUGCCACGGGGUGUGGAUCCCAGCAGGAAGGAGUACCACCUCUCCGACCAGGACUUCAAGGCUGUCUUUGGCAUGACCCGCUCCGCCUUUGGCGACCUGCCCUUGUGGAAACAACAGAACCUCAAGAAGGAAAAAGGACUCUUCUAG